AUGGCUCCAGCCACUAUCCGCUCCAGCACCUUGCCCACCACAGAGAGCAGGAGAUCGGUGCCUCAAACGGCCCGCAAGUCCACCGGUGGCAAGGCGCCCCGCAAACAGCUUGCCACGAAGGCGGCUUGGAAAUCUGUUCCUGCCACUGGAGGUGUCAAGAAGCCCCACCGUUACAGGCCAGGAACCGUGGCCCUCCGUGAGAUCCGCCGUUAUCAGAAGAGCACCGAACUGCUUAUCAGGAAGCUGCCUUUCCAGCGCUUGGUGCGUGAAAUUACCCAGGAUUUCAAGACUGACCUCCGCUUCCAGUCCUCCGCUGUCAUGGCCCUCCAGGAAGCUUCCGAGGUUUAUCUCGUUGGUCUCUUUGAAGACACUAACCUGUGCGUCAUCCACGCUAAGCGUGUCACUAUCAUGCCCAAGGACAUCCAGCUGCCUGGUCGAAUCCGUAGCGAGCGUGCCUAA
Molecule: messenger RNA, 459 nt
Organism: Portunus trituberculatus (swimming crab)
Lineage: Eukaryota; Metazoa; Arthropoda; Malacostraca; Decapoda; Portunidae
Product: histone H3-like
Exons: 2
Coding region: 1-459 (152 amino acids)
Cellular component (GO): nucleosome
Molecular function (GO): DNA binding; protein heterodimerization activity; structural constituent of chromatin
Source: RefSeq, a predicted model, not a curated record